AUGGAGGUUGUAUGUAAGGACAGGCUGGGCAACAAGGUCCACGUGAAUCGCAACACUGACGACUCAAUAGGAGACCCAAAGAAACUGAUUGCAGCUGAGACAGGCACCGGUUGGAACAUGAUUAUUUUAAAGAAAUGGUACACAAUCUUCAAGGACCACGUGGCUCUGGGGGACUAUGAGAUCCACGAUGUAAUAAACCUAGAGCUUUAUUACCAACAGGGGUAG
Messenger RNA from Phascolarctos cinereus (koala), 225 nucleotides. NCBI's taxonomy places the organism in Eukaryota, Metazoa, Chordata, Mammalia, Diprotodontia, Phascolarctidae. The record is from RefSeq and is a predicted model, not a curated record.